Molecule: messenger RNA, 688 nt
Organism: Raphanus sativus (radish)
Lineage: Eukaryota; Viridiplantae; Streptophyta; Magnoliopsida; Brassicales; Brassicaceae
Product: 1,4-dihydroxy-2-naphthoyl-CoA thioesterase 1
Exons: 2
Coding region: 100-567 (155 amino acids)
Biological process (GO): phylloquinone biosynthetic process
Cellular component (GO): peroxisome
Molecular function (GO): 1,4-dihydroxy-2-naphthoyl-CoA thioesterase activity
Source: RefSeq, a predicted model, not a curated record
UCAAUCAAUGUCUCACUUUUUUCUCAACCUCUCUUAUCAUCUUUUAGAACUUCACCCACCUAACCUCCUCUCUCUUUCUCUGAAACAGAGGAACACAAAAUGGUUUCUGCAUCGUCCAAGACCAAAGCUUUAGACCCUCCGCUCUACGCAUUAGGUUUCGAGAUCGAUGAGUUAUCUCCUACACGUGUCACAGGUCGUCUUCCCGUCUCUCCAAUCUGUUGCCAGCCUUUCAAGGUGUUACACGGUGGUGUAUCUGCUCUGAUCGCCGAGUCUUUAGCAAGUAUGGGAGCUCACAUGGCUUCUGGCUUCAAAAGGGUCGCUGGGAUUCAACUCUCGAUCAACCAUAUAAAGAGUGCUGAUCUCGGAGACCUUGUCUUCGCCGAAGCAUCUCCUGUGAGUACAGGAAAGACUAUUCAGGUUUGGGAAGUUAAGCUGUGGAAGUCAAAGGAAGGGUCAGAGAACAGAACCUUAAUAUCUUCCUCUAGAGUCACACUCCUCUGUAAUCUUCCUGUCCCUGAUCACGUCAAAGAUGCAUCAGACCCUCUCAAAUUGAUCUCUAAAUUGUAAAUCUCAAAAAGCUUCUUUUUCUCUGUCUCUGUUAUUGAUUGUGUUUUUCUUGAUAAUGCCUUUUAUUUCCACUUGUAUGUAUCGUCUUCUAAACAUAUUUACCCUUUCUGGGUGAUGAUAA